AUUGUGUGUUGAAUACUUCUGGUUGACUGUGCGUCCUGAUACCACGGGAUGAAUAUUCAUACACGUAGUCUCGCAGGCGGGGGCCUGAAAGUUCAAACUCAGGGUUAAAACGGUCUUACUUUUGUUAUGUGACUUGCUACGGAAGUGUAACUUCACAGGACACAUGCUAGGUGCUGCAAGUCCUUGAGGAACCAUCUAACACCUUCCACCUUCAGUGCAGCUGGGAUCUCACCUGGCAGUUGAGCUGGAAUGGACACUGGAACAAUGACAACUUGAAAACAGAUCUACUAGCCUGAGCACAGGUGUGGAAAGAUGUUUCGAGUUCGAUGUGCAAACCGCUGCUUCGGAAGGCUCCUUCAUGGAGCUGCAGUGAACAAAGACCAGAUCCUGGAGAGACUGCAGGCCUGCUCAGUCGAAGAUGAACUGUUUGAUGUGGUGGGCAAGAACAAAGCCAAGCUGACAGUCUACCACGUGAGCCGUGCUGUGGGCCUGCUGUGGAACCUUCAGAAAGAGAGACCUGAACUGCUCAGGACUAUUGGUCAGAUCAAGAAUCACCCACAAUUCCUGACAUUGCGCGUUCUCGCAGAGAACAAAAUUAGUCAAAUGAACGAUUUCAUGCUGGUUGACAUUCUUUAUGCUUUCCUCAGGCUGAAAGUGGAGCCUCACGAUUCCCUUGUGCAGCAGCUGGUUUCAGAAGCUUGGUUAAGAAUUGACAGACUUCCAAUGUCAUCUCUAUCCAAGUUUUCGGUUUGUUUGAGUGAUCAGCUUCUUCAAUACAGUCCUCUGAUGGGUCACAUCACCAGCAUUUUGGAUCAAAGGUUGUCAUCUAUUGAAGAUGCCAGGAUUCUAACUGCGAUGAUGAUAAACGUCUCUUCCCUUGUGUCUCCGCGGCUGAGGGAUGCUCUGAUUCUCAGAGCGGAUCACCUCCUCAACACAAUAGAUCCCUCAAAUUACAAUACCCCACGAAGAGUGGUGCAGUUUUUGCGCAACAUCAAGUUCGUUCACCGACCUCUGCUGGAGAAGUGCAAUCAAAUCUUUUUGCGCAACAUUCCAAGAAUGGAUGCAGAGAAUAUCAGCAUCAUCUUGGGGCUGUAUCAGUCCCUUCAGUUCAACAACUGUAACUUCAAGCUGGCGGCUAAAGAAAAGUUGACGGAUCUUAUGGAUUCCUGCACUGACCCUUUCUCCUUCUCCAAGAUGUUUGUUGCUUUGGCUCCUAUUGCCGGGUCAGAGGUCAGAGAAAGGCUGGAGAACACCGCCCUUUUGUUGGUGGAUGAGUUCAAUGCUCAACAGGCGUUGGCUGUAGCUGAAGUGCUGGAUGAGUGUCAGAGCAGAAAUCUCAGCUUGAUGAACAAAAUUGCAGCAGUCAUCCAGAAGAACCUCCAUGUCUACAAGUCGGUGGAGGUGGCCAGAAUCACCCAAGCCCUCUCUCCUCUGCAGUACCAGAACCCAGAGUUCUGCACUACAAUACGAUCCAUUUUGAUGAAAUUUUUGCUGCAAAGUUUCUACCCUUACGAAGUGACCAUGCUGACCCGAGUCCUGACCACGCUGCCAUGCCCACGACAAGAUGACAUUGUGGUCUCACGGGUGAACGAGGUGGUGACGCAGUGCAAUCUCAGCGAGCUCAACACCAUUUCAUUGGUCGUUGCCAAAUGGGUGAAGAACGAUCCCUCCUACUUCCACAACGCCCACAGCAAACACGUGCGCUUGCUGCAAACGCUGAGCAGCUGCGGCCAUGAGAGGCUGCAGACGUUCGACCAGCUGGACAUGGUGCUGGAGGAGCUCAAGCACGUGUCGGGGGAGUGGUUUGAGGAGAUGCUGCUGGAGGAGUCCAUGCGAACCCUGCAGAGGAUGAUUGAUCAGGUCAACUGGACCAACGUACCUGAUCUCGCCUUUUACCUAACAAGAACAAACAAUCUCUGCCCUCCUCUGAUGGAAAAAAUGGCCAGUGUGGCCAUUGAGAACAUUGAAAAGAUUCACUACUCUGCAACAUAUGCCACUCUGCUCCCCUUCUCUGUCCUGAACUAUGAUCCCGUUCAGGCAGAAGAGCUCUACGACGCCUGCAUCAGACGCUUCACUCCUCAUAUUAGCUCCUUUGACCCACAUCUGCUCGUCCUUUUGGCGUACAUACUGGCAGUCGCUGAUCGUUUCCCCGAGGAACUGAUCAAAGAAAUUUUCAGCAUAGAUUUUCUGGGAAAGCUGGACGCCCAGCUUGAAACUCUGCCUGAUGCUCUCAACAUGCGGACAAGGCAGCGGCUCAUGCAGCUCAAUCGUGCCGUCUGUCUGGAGUGCCCAGAGUUUCAGGUGCCAUGGUUUCAUGAGCGCUUCUGCCAACAGCUGCAGAGAAAAGGGAACAGUCUCGCCAGCCCCAUGCAGCAGCAAAUCCACAAAAUGCUGGGGGACGUUCUUGGGGGCCUUAACUUUGUCCAAGUAGCAGUUAUCACUCCAUAUUAUUAUACUGUAGACUUUGAAUGCAAACUAGACCAACACUUACAGCCGUUGCCUUACACCGAUUCCAGCACAUUAAAGAUCUCAGACGGAAAAAAGGAUAAUUGGAAUCCCGUUUCCCUGGAAAGCAUCCGGGAUGAGCUGCCACCCGGAGCUCAGCGCGUUGCUGUGGACUUUCUUGAUUCCAAAUCAUUCUGCAAGAAUUCUCAUCAUAUGAAAGGUGGAACUUUGAUGAGACAGAGACACCUUGAAAUUCUGGGCUAUCGUGUCAUUCAGAUUCCUCAUUUUGAGUGGAACUCUAUGGAACUUUCAACCGUUGAUGCCUGGAAGGAGUACCUGAAGAGAAAAAUACUUGGAUAAAUUUGUUUUUGAAACAUCAAUGUUACAUUGUGAACUAUUAGCCAGAGAGGACAAAGUUUAUUUACCUAAAGUGCUUUUUGAUUUGAAGUGGGAAGGAAAAUUAUGCCAUCGGCAUGAAUGUACCUCAUGUGUGGUAAAGUUUGAUCCUUUUAUAUAUGUUUUUGUAUUAAAAUUUAAAAAAAGAAAUAGAAGGAAAUA
Messenger RNA from Oryzias latipes (Japanese medaka), 3003 nucleotides. It is a transcript of the gene fastkd1, whose product is annotated as FAST kinase domains 1. The record is from RefSeq and is a predicted model, not a curated record. Gene Ontology annotation, biological process: regulation of mitochondrial mRNA stability; mitochondrial RNA processing. Gene Ontology annotation, molecular function: RNA binding. Gene Ontology annotation, cellular component: mitochondrial matrix; ribonucleoprotein granule. NCBI's taxonomy places the organism in Eukaryota, Metazoa, Chordata, Actinopteri, Beloniformes, Adrianichthyidae.